AUGUCCAGCUCUCCAGUUGCCAAUGUAAAUGCAACCGACUUUUAUGAAAUCCUUGGUGUACAAAAGAAUGCUACCGAACAAGAGGUGAAAAAUGUUUACAGGAAGCUUGCCUUGAAAUACCAUCCGGAUAGAAACCCCGGUAAUAAUGAAGGUACGGAUCUUUAUUUUUAUUAAUUUUCACGUGUUUGAAAUCAUGCUUUUUAUAUUUAAGCUCAGGAGACGUUCAAGAAGAUUUCUAUUGCUUACACUGUCUUGUCUGAUCCGAAUAAAAGAAGACAAUACGAUUUGUACGGGGUGAAGGAGAAUGCUAACGACUUUGAUGGAGUUGACCUCUCAGAACUUGGCGGAAUGGGCCGAUUCUUUGGUGCCAUGUUCAGCAAGUUAGGGGUGCCAAUUCCAACUGUCAUUGGUCCCAAGGUCUUGGGGCAGGCAAGGGAUUUGUGUACUGGAAAAGACGAAACGAGUGCCAGAAGCCUUCAACCAGGUGUUUGGGUAUCUGAUGCCGUCAGCACACAAGAUGCUCACUUUUACAGGAUUCAAAUGAGACCAGAAUGGCAACAGAAUGGAGUUAUCAUAAGGUGUAAAACCUUCACUGGCAGUAAAUUCAAGUUGGUUUUGUUUGACAAAGAAGGUAAGCAUUUUUUAUUGGUCGUUUAUUCCGUUUCUUAGGUGGUGUGAGGAUGAUAAGAGAAGGACAGAAAAAAAAGAGCUCGGUUACUGCUGAAUUUUACUUUGUUCCGUUCCCUCGAGUACAUAUUGGAGAAUUUAUUCCUAUGAAAUUCUAUCUCGAAGAUAAGGACACGCCUCUCACAUUCCAUUAUCUUGAUGCAUUGGAGUCGGAAGGUGAGUUUGCUUAUAACAUUAUUCAUUCUACUUUCUUUAGGUUGUAAUUCAUUGGAAGUUCGUGAUCAUUUCCUUUGCGUAUAUGGAGAUAAUUUCUUCCAAUCUGUGAAAUAUAAAUUACAAUUUCUCCCUUUAAACGACAAGUGUCGGGAAGCCAUCAACGAGAUCAGUCAACUUGAGCCUUCCUUAACCCAGAAAAGGACGGAAAUGAGCAUAUUCCAGAAAGAGUACAUGGAUAUUAAAAAAAAGUAAGUAUAAGACGGAAAUCUAGUAUUUAUUUAUUUUUAGGUAUGAAGAGAAUAAAGAAAGAUUGAAGAGAGAAGAUGAGGGAAUUUUGAAGCAGCUUCAGUCGAGAGACGAAGCGUAUGAGAAGUUGCAUCAAGCGGCUAUGGAAGAUUAUGCAGAUCGAACGGUGACUCCCAGCAAAAGCAGUGGCGGGUUAUUCGGAUUUUUUAAGUCCUGA
Molecule: messenger RNA, 1306 nt
Organism: Bursaphelenchus xylophilus (pine wood nematode)
Lineage: Eukaryota; Metazoa; Nematoda; Chromadorea; Rhabditida; Aphelenchoididae
Source: the annotation of a GenBank genome assembly